AUCGCAACACCGUGAGCCUUUUCCAAAGAAGACCGAUCCAGCAGGAUGACGUCCAUCGCAGGCAAGCUGGCCCGCCAGAACGAACGGGCCGAAGGCAUGGGCACCAACAAGAAUGCCGUGAAGUUCUGCAACCAGGACUAUUCCACCCUGAAGACCCAGUGCCUGCAGAAAGGCCGUCUGUUUGAAGACGACACUUUUCCUGCAGGGAGCAGCUCCCUGGGAUUCAACAUCCUGGGCCCUAACUCCAGCGAGACUCAAGGUGUGGUCUGGAAAAGGCCAAAGGAGCUGUGCAAGAACCCAUGUUUCAUUGAUAAUGGAGCCACCAGGACAGAUAUCUGCCAAGGACAGCUGGGUGACUGCUGGCUGAUGGCUGCCAUCGCUUCCCUGACUCUGGACCAGGAAAUCUUGGCUCGCGUUGUCCCACCUGGGCAGAGUUUCCAGGAAAACUAUGCUGGAAUCUUCCAUUUCCAGUUCUGGCAGUUUGGGGAUUGGAUCGAUGUGGUGAUCGAUGACAAGCUGCCGACGAGAAAUGGGAAACUGGUAUUUGUUCAUUCGAGUCAAGGCUCUGAGUUCUGGAGCGCCCUGCUGGAAAAGGCCUAUGCCAAGUUGAAUGGCUGUUAUGAGGCUCUGUCUGGGGGAUCGGCCACUGAGGGUUUUGAGGAUUUCACCGGUGGAAUAUCGGAGAAAUACGAGCUGAAAAAUGCUCCAUCGUACCUCUUCAAAGUUAUCCAGAGGGCGCUGCAGCUGGGAUCACUCUUGGCCUGCGCUAUUGAAGCUAGAAGUUCCAAUGAAAGAGAGGCAAUAACGCCUUUGAAGCUGGUGAAAGGACAUGCAUACUCCCUCACUGCUGCAGAGGAGGUGCAUUACCAAGGGAAAACGGUUGAGCUGGUGCGACUCAGGAACCCCUGGGGUAACGUGGAAUGGACCGGGCCCUGGAGCGACAGCUCGGGAGAAUGGAACCGAAUCCUCCCAGAAGAGAAAGCCAAGCUGGUGAAUGUUGCCGAAGAUGGAGAAUUUUGGAUGGCUUUUUCAGAUUUUCUACAGAGUUUUGCCACCCUGGAGAUUUGCAACCUGACCCCAGACACACUGACUAGUGACAAGCUGAGCUACUGGAACCACUACCAGUUCAGCGGGCAGUGGAAGGUGGGCUCGACUGCAGGAGGCUGUCUGAAUUUCCCAGCCACCUUCUGCUCCAACCCUCAGUACGCCAUCAAGCUCGAGGAUGUGGACGAUGACCCCUUUGAUGGAGAAGACAGAUGCACCCUCCUGGUUGGCCUCAUGCAGAAGGAUGGGCGGAAGCAAAAGAAGCUCGGAAUAGAGCUGAAUUACAUCGGCUUUACCAUAUUCAAGGUCCCUCCUGAGUUUAAGGGUCGUACCGAUGUCCACCUGGGUCAGGAGGUUCUGCUGCGCAACAGUCCUGUGGCCAGAAAUGGAUCCUUCAUCAAUGCUCGUGAGGCCUGCACCCGCUUCCACCUGCCCCCGGGGGAGUACAUCAUCAUCCCCUCCACCUUUGAUGCAAACAUGCAGGGGAGCUUCCUUCUGCGUGUCUUCACUGAGAAGCAGGCGAUUGCCAGUCAAGUGGCAGCGACCAUCAGCGUGAAUGUAAAGGAGCCAAAGCUUCUUCAAAGCCACACUGAUCCUGAUUUUAAGACCCUUUUCAACCAGACAGCUGGAAAUAAAUCAGAGGUGUCCGUUUUCCAGCUUAUUCAAGUUCUGAACAAUAUUCUGUCCAGAAGAUCCAAGAUUAAAACAGCUGGUUUUAGUCUUAACACCUGUCGUGAUAUCGUCAGUCUUUUGGAUAAAGACGGAAAUGGCAAGCUGAACCUCGAGGAAUUGCAUGUUCUCUGGCAGAAGAUCCAAAAGUACCUGGAAGUCUUCCAAAGUGUUGAUACGGAUAAUUCUGGCACCAUGAGCACCCAUGAGAUGAGAGAGGCUCUAGCCAAAGCAGGAUUCCAGGUGAACAACGCAGUGCUUCAGGCCAUAGUGAGUCGCUAUGCCGGUCCGGAUUUCUCCAUCAACUUUGACAGCUUUGUGAGCUGCCUGAUUCGACUGGAGAUGCUGUACAAAAUGUUUACCGCUCUCGACGGAAAGAAAACCGGCAAGAUAGAGCUGGACAUGCUGAAGUGGUUUUGCCUGGCUCUCCAUUAAUCCCCGAAGACCAUCAGUCUCCCUCGGCAUUUUCACUUCUUCGGAACACUAUAAAAUGUGGAGGAAUGUGCUAAAGAGCAAAUUAAAUUCGAUCCUACAACACUACACUCUCUUAUAAUUUAUGCUGUAUUUUAUUUAAUUCUAUUAUUUUAAAUUUAAUUUAAGUAUUUUUUUCAUGCGGCGCAUCAUACAAACAGAUCUGCUUGAAGUAUCACAUUUUCUCUUCCAUUAUUUCAUAAUGACUGUUACAGUACAACACUAAUUUUAAUUACUUCUAAUACAUCCAAUGCAACCUAACUUCAUUACAGUUGGUUAGGAUGGUACAUUGUUAAUCUCUGCAGGGAAUUUCUCAAAUUACCUGUCAUCAAGUACAAUUUUAAUCAGUGCAAUCUGAAAAUACCAAAAUUUAACAAAAAAAUCUAAAAAUAUAAAAUAUUCUAUUGUAUAAAUUACCAGGAAUUAAAAUCUUGCUUUAAUAUACUG
Messenger RNA from Scleropages formosus (Asian bonytongue), 2631 nucleotides. Its product is annotated as calpain-2 catalytic subunit-like. The record is from RefSeq and is a predicted model, not a curated record. Gene Ontology annotation, biological process: proteolysis. Lineage: Eukaryota; Metazoa; Chordata; Actinopteri; Osteoglossiformes; Osteoglossidae. Bases 46 to 2148 code for a protein of 700 amino acids. Gene Ontology annotation, cellular component: cytoplasm. Gene Ontology annotation, molecular function: calcium-dependent cysteine-type endopeptidase activity; calcium ion binding. The transcript is spliced from 21 exons.